Adineta steineri is the source of this 370-nucleotide messenger RNA. The record is from the annotation of a GenBank genome assembly. Lineage: Eukaryota; Metazoa; Rotifera; Eurotatoria; Adinetida; Adinetidae.
AUGUGGUCGACCAAAAAUUAUAAAAAACUUACUUUCAAACAGUAUUUUAAUCGCCGUAUUUUAUACAUUGGCAUUAUUGUAUAUCUCUUAGUCUGGCUUAUUAUUUUUCGAUCUACCUCAUGGCCAACAUCUCCAUCAAACCUUGAUAUAUUUCUGAGUACCACAAUAUGUGGUCGUCUUAUUCAACAAUCAAAUUUAGCAUUAACAACAAAUGAAUUGACACAAUUAGAAAAUCAGAUAGAAACAUAUUUUUCGUUUCCAAAAGAUUGUACUCUAUUCACAAGUCAAACAAUAAUUUCACCUGAAGAAUUAACAUAUCCUUUAGCUUUCACUAUUCUUAUCUAUUCAAAUCUUGAUCAAUUUGAUUUUC